This is a messenger RNA of Erinaceus europaeus (western European hedgehog), 5089 nucleotides long. RefSeq names its product potassium voltage-gated channel subfamily Q member 2 (gene KCNQ2). The coding region runs from base 175 to 2826 and encodes 883 amino acids. The transcript has 17 exons. Gene Ontology annotation, cellular component: membrane. Lineage: Eukaryota; Metazoa; Chordata; Mammalia; Eulipotyphla; Erinaceidae. Gene Ontology annotation, biological process: transmembrane transport; potassium ion transport. Gene Ontology annotation, molecular function: voltage-gated potassium channel activity. The record is from RefSeq and is a predicted model, not a curated record.
GCGGCGGGGCGGGCGGAGCCGGCGCGGAGGAGCUGGGCUGCAGCGUCCCGGCGCGAGGCGGCUGGGCAGUAGCGAGCCACGGCCAUGCGGCUGCCGGGCCGGGGGCCUGGGCUGGGGCCCGCGCCGCCCCCAGCACGCCGCCCUCUCUGACCGCGCCCUGGGCGCCCCGGCACCAUGGUGCAGAAGUCGCGCAACGGCGGCGUGUACCCCGGGCCGAGCGGGGAGAAAAAGCUCAAGGUGGGCUUCGUGGGGCUGGACCCCGGAGCGCCCGACUCCACCCGCGACGGCGCGCUGCUCAUCGCCGGCUCCGAGGCUCCGAAGCGCGGCAGCAUACUCAGCAAGCCCCGCGCGGGCGGCGCGGGCGCCGGGAAGCCCCCCAAGCGCAACGCCUUCUACCGCAAGCUGCAGAAUUUCCUUUACAACGUGCUGGAGCGGCCGCGCGGCUGGGCGUUCAUCUACCACGCCUACGUGUUCCUGCUGGUCUUCUCCUGCCUCGUGCUGUCUGUGUUCUCCACCAUCAAGGAGUACGAGAAGAGCUCUGAGGGUGCCCUCUAUAUCCUGGAAAUCGUGACCAUCGUGGUGUUCGGCGUGGAGUACUUCGUGCGCAUCUGGGCCGCUGGCUGCUGCUGCCGCUACCGGGGCUGGCGGGGGCGCCUCAAGUUCGCGCGGAAGCCCUUCUGUGUGAUCGACAUCAUGGUGCUCAUCGCCUCCAUCGCGGUGCUGGCCGCCGGCUCCCAGGGCAACGUGUUCGCCACGUCGGCGCUGCGCAGCCUGCGCUUCCUGCAGAUCCUUCGCAUGAUUCGCAUGGACCGGCGCGGCGGCACCUGGAAGCUGCUGGGCUCGGUGGUCUACGCCCACAGCAAGGAGCUGGUCACUGCCUGGUACAUCGGCUUCCUCUGUCUCAUUCUGGCCUCCUUCCUGGUCUACCUGGCGGAGAAGGGUGAGAACGAUCACUUUGACACCUACGCUGACGCGCUCUGGUGGGGUCUGAUCACGCUGACCACCAUUGGCUACGGAGACAAGUACCCCCAAACUUGGAAUGGAAGGCUGCUGGCUGCCACCUUCACUCUCAUUGGCGUCUCCUUCUUUGCUCUUCCCGCUGGCAUCCUGGGCUCUGGCUUUGCCCUGAAGGUGCAGGAACAGCACCGGCAGAAGCACUUUGAGAAGCGGCGGAACCCAGCGGCAGGCCUGAUCCAGUCUGCCUGGAGGUUCUACGCCACCAACCUGUCGCGCACAGACCUGCACUCCACCUGGCAGUAUUAUGAACGCACCGUGACGGUGCCCAUGUACAGCUCGCAAAGUCAGACCUACGGGGCCUCCAGACUCAUCCCUCCCCUUAACCAGCUGGAGCUGCUCCGGAACCUCAAGAGCAAGUCUGGACUCACCUUCAGGAAGGAGCCUCAGCCGGAACCCUCUCCAAGCCAGAAGGUCAGUUUGAAAGACCGUGUCUUCUCCAGCCCCCGAGGUGUGGCUGCCAAGGGCAAGGGGUCUCCACAGACCCAGCCCGUUCGGCGCUCGCCCAGUGCUGACCAGAGCCUGGAGGACAGUCCCAGCAAGGUGCCUAAGAGCUGGAGCUUUGGAGACCGCAGCCGGGCUCGGCAGGCUUUCCGGAUCAAGGGUGCCGCCUCUCGCCAGAACUCAGAAGAAGCAAGCCUCCCUGGGGAUGAUAUUGUGGACGACAACAAGAGUUGCAACUGCGAGUUUGUGACAGAGGACCUCACACCAGGCCUUAAAGUCAGCAUUCGUGCUGUGUGUGUCAUGCGGUUCUUGGUGUCCAAGCGGAAGUUCAAGGAGAGCCUGCGGCCCUAUGAUGUGAUGGAUGUGAUCGAGCAGUACUCGGCAGGCCACCUGGACAUGUUGUCCCGCAUCAAAAACCUGCAGUCCAGGAUAGAUAUGAUUGUGGGCCCCCCACCCCCUUCAACUCCCCGGCACAAGAAGUACCCCACCAAAGGACAAACGGCCCCUCCAAGAGAGUCGCCCCAGUACUCUCCUAGGGUGGACCAGAUCGUGGGCCGGGGACCCACCGUCACUGACAAGGACCGCAGCAAGGGCCCUGCUGAGGCGGAGCUGCCUGAGGACCCCAGCAUGAUGGGCCGGCUGGGGAAGGUGGAGAAGCAGGUGCUGUCCAUGGAGAAGAAACUGGAUUUCCUCGUGAACAUCUACAUGCAGCGCAUGGGCAUCCCCCCCACUGAGACAGAGGCCUACUUUGGGGCCAAGGAGCCAGAGCCAGCGCCCCCAUACCACAGCCCCGAGGACAGCCGUGAGCAGGGAGCCCGCAACGGCUGCAUCAUUAAGCUCAUCCGCUCCACUAGCUCCAUGGGCCAGAAGAAUCUGUCGGCGCCUCCACCUGCCGCACCCCCUGCCCAGUGCCCGCCCUCCACCUCCUGGCAGCAGUGUGCCCCACGCCAGAGCCACGGGAUGUCACCUGUGGGGGACCCUGGCCCACUAGUGCGCAUCCCGCCACCCCCAGCCCAUGAGCGCUCAGUGUCAGCCUACGGCGGGGGUUCUCGGGGGGGCGGCGAGCACCCCCGGCAGGAGGAGGCAGUGGCUGGCCUGCGGGACAGCGACACGUCCAUCUCCAUCCCAUCGGUGGACCAUGAGGAGCUGGAGCGCUCCUUCAGCGGCUUCAGCAUCUCCCAGUCCAAGGAGAACCUGGACGCGCUGGGUGGCGGCUAUGCGGCAGUGGCCCCCUGCGCCAAGGUACGGCCCUACAUUGCCGAGGGGGAGUCGGACACAGACUCGGACCUGUGCACGCCCUGUGGACCCCCACCGCGCUCUGCCACGGGUGAUGGGCCCUUCGGGGAUGUGGGCUGGGCCCGGAAGUGAGAACAUGCUGCUUGGCCUCUGGGCUCCAGGAGGACAAGGCCCCUCCAGUGGGCAGGGUAUAGGGGGCUUCCCAAGUACCUGGCAUUUUUGGGGGUGGGUGUGGCCUUCCCCAGGCUGGAGGUCCUUGCCAGGAGUGGGGUUCCUGGCUGCAGGCCGGGUGGUGUGGGGGUAGCCUCCCUCCCAGGGAGGGUAGGCACCAAGGAGCAAGAUAUCAGGGGUCCCUCUGUGUGAGGCUUUGAGUCUCCCCCCAGCCCUGGACCAGUCACCAGCUCAUCCCUCUGUCCUUCCCCAGCUGUCUGCCUGUCCAUCCAUAGCCCUUAGGCAUCCACAGAGCCAGCAUCUCCCCUCCUGGGGGUCCUGUGAUGAGCGCUUUCUGGAGUUCAAUGAGCCCCAGAGCACAGCUGCUGAGUAUCUGCUCUGGUGGUGAGGGACGUCUGCACAGGAGAGGCUAAGGGGAGCCUGGGAAAAUAGGGGUUUGGCAUCACCAUGGCCUCUCUGGACAUGGCCAGCAAGGGGGAGGGUAGAGGGUGUGGUGGUAUGAUGUUACUGGUCCCCAUCAGUGUCCUGACAUACUGGGAAUGGGGGCGCCAGAAAAGAUAGGCCCCAUAAGCAGAGGGCCACAUGCUAAACUACAUGCUCUGUAGGCAUUCUCAUGGCUGACCCCUGUCCACUAACCUGCCCUUGGGCUGUCACUUCCUGAGCCCUGUCCCUCCUGUCACAGGCAUGUGGGCCAAUGGGCAGCAGCUAGAGCCUGAGAGGAACAGGAGUACAGUUCCCGGCCUUGUAAUCAGGACCUGGGAGUGUCUGUUGUAUUGGGUGAUGGCCCUUGGGUUGCACCACUCAGACCCAGUCCAGACCCCCAACUUCCCUAAGACACAGGGUAGAGGGAGAACCUUUAGUGGUCCUUGGUUGAGGAGGGAUCAUCUAAGAAGGACCCCAGAGCAGCUUUUGAGGGAGCCUUGGCUCUGGCCUGUGGAGUCCUGGUGUCCAGGAGCAUUUGAGGAGCUGUGUCUGCCUUCCCUGGGGAGUAUUUGCUGAGCUUGCAGGGGGCCCUCCCUGCCUGGGCCACACCCCCAUGCUAUCAGGGGGUGCUGCUCUGCCACUGAGAAUCCCUCAUCCUGCUGCAUCCCUACCUUUGUACACCCCCCCCCCGGCACUCCAUCUCUAAGACUUGUUCCCCACUUGGGACCUGGGAGGCAUGAAGUGGGAACCCCAACAGGAGCCCCUCACUCUCCCAGUAUAGCAGAGCUCCAGCUGGAGGCCUUGAGUAGGGUACCCCCAGACAGGGCACCCCCAGGCCAGCCUCCCAGCCAAGCAUCCACAUGGACCCCAGCUCUGAUUUCAGGAGUUUCAUCUCUGGCCUCCAGUACUGGACGUCUGGGGCCCCACUGCACCCUCAGCCCAGCUCUGGGGCCCGAAGUCUGUGUUUCUGUGGGGCGGGGUCCACAGAGGGUGCAGUUCUCUGAGUGUAAAGGGGUAGAGGCCCCAUCUUGCCUCCUCCAUACCCCAGGGUGCAGGCUCCCUGUCUUCAGAUGGGUGUUGGAGGAGGCUGGGGACUUCCCCAGAAGUCUGGCACUUUCUUGGGUGUGUGUUGAGGACAGGAGUGGCCAAAGGCCAGCUGCCACUGGCCAUCAGUUUUUCCUCAGACAUACCUGAGCAGAUGCACAUCACAGGCAUCUGUGCAUAUGUGUACAUUCAUCGACAAAAGAUGUGUGUACAUGAACACCCAGAUAUAAGCGCACACACACACACACACACACACACACACACACUGACAUGUACACAGCACACACACAAGGCUCAGAUACAUAAGUCACAUUCACACUAGAGUUCACUGCACACACACACACACACACUGACAUGUACACAGCACACACACAAGGCUCAGAUACAUAAGUCACAUUCACACUAGAGUUCACUGCACACACGUGCGCGCACACACACACACACACACACACACCACAUAUGUGCACAUGUGUCAGAUUAGCAGCCUUUUGAGCUCUGCAUGCUCUCAGCUUAGGGGGAGUGACCAGGGCUGGGGGGCUGAAUGUUGUUCCUAGGGCAGGGGUGCCCAUAGCAGCACUGGUAGGGGGUCUGUUUGGCACCCCAGGGUCUCAGCUGGCUGGUGGGAUGCAGAGCCUUGGGCCUAUCAAAUACCAGGAGGCCUUAGGGGCAGGGCCAGGAGACCCCAUGUCCCUGUGGAUGUGCAGAUAUGGCAUUGGGGCUCCUUUUGCCCUCUUCAGCUGCAAGGCUGGCCCCAUUU